GGCGUUCCGCGCACCAGGGCUCGAGGUGCGAAGAGCGCCUUUUGUCGCGGCUUUCGCACGCGCGCACGUGAAACCCGCACGCGGGCGACGGGAAAUCACAGCCGCCUCGCUCUGCUCAGGCGCCGAGGUAGCUCUAUCCGUGCGACCCGCGCUGCAGCCAAUCAGCCGAGCUCUGAUCGCCAUUAGUUAGCGGCCAGGUUGCGGGCCAGCUUCUGACGUUCUUUUCUUCCGCUUCUCCAUCUCUCCAACUCUCCACUCCAUCCUCACUACCCACCAUGCAGAAGUUCGCGAGGCUAGGCCGACUCGGCCAGAGCCUUGUCCAACGGAGGCAAUUGGCCACCGUCAGCGAUGCGCCGCUCUCCAAGAAGGUCGAGAUGACCAACUGGGAGAAGGGCCACUACAUCAACUACCAGAAGAUGAGCGAGAACCUGGGCAUCGUGCGCAAGCGUCUCAACCGCCCGCUCGCCCUCGCUGAGAAGAUCCUCUACUCGCAUUUGGACGACCCUCACAACCAGGAGAUCGAGCGAGGCACGAGCUACCUCAAGCUCCGCCCCGACCGCGUAGCUUGCCAGGAUGCCACCGCCCAGAUGGCCAUUCUGCAGUUCAUGUCGGCUGGUCUGCCCCAGGUCGCCACGCCCACCACUGUGCACUGCGAUCACUUGAUUGAGGCCCAGGUCGGAGGCGCAAAGGAUCUGGCUCGCGCCAAUGACAUCAACAAGGAGGUCUACGACUUCCUGUCCACCUCCUGCGCAAAGUACAACAUUGGUUUCUGGAAGCCCGGAUCUGGUAUCAUUCACCAGAUCGUCCUCGAGAACUACGCUUUCCCCGGUGCUCUUCUUAUCGGUACCGACUCGCACACUCCCAACGCUGGUGGCCUGGGUAUGGCUGCUAUCGGUGUCGGAGGUGCUGACGCCGUCGAUGUCAUGGCUGGUCUUCCUUGGGAGUUGAAGGCUCCCAAGGUGCUCGGUGUCAAGCUGACCGGAAAGCUGUCUGGCUGGACUUCUCCCAAGGACAUCAUUCUCAAGGUUGCCGGCAUCCUCACCGUCAAGGGCGGAACCGGCUACAUUGUCGAAUACCAUGGUCCUGGUACCGAGAGCCUGUCCUGCACGGGCAUGGCCACAAUCUGCAACAUGGGUGCUGAAAUCGGUGCUACUACCUCUGUGUUCCCCUUCAACGACCGCAUGUACGACUACCUCAAGGCCACCAAGCGCCAGCACAUCGGUGACUUCUCCCGCGAGUACGCCGCCGAGCUCCGCGAGGAUGAGGGUACCAAGUACGAUGAGCUCAUCGAGAUCAACCUUGACGAGCUUGAGCCGCACAUCAACGGUCCCUUCACUCCCGAUCUUGCCACCCCCAUCAGCAAGUUCAAGGAGGCCGUCAAGGCCAACAAAUGGCCCGAGGAGCUCAAGGUCGGUCUUAUCGGUUCGUGCACCAACUCCUCGUACGAGGACAUGUCGCGCGCUGCCUCAAUCGCUGAGGACGCCAUGUCCCACGGCAUCAAGUCCAAGUCCCUGUUCACCGUCACCCCCGGUUCCGAGCAGAUCCGCGCCACCAUCGAGCGUGACGGUCAGCUCAAGACCUUUGAGGAGUUUGGCGGCAUGGUCCUCGCCAACGCUUGCGGCCCUUGCAUUGGCCAAUGGGACCGUAAAGACGUGGCCAAGGGAGAGCCCAACUCCAUCAUCUCGUCGUACAACCGUAACUUCACCGGCCGCAACGACGCCAACCCCGCCACCCACUCUUUCGUUACAUCGCCCGACCUUGUCGUCGCGAUGUCCAUUGCUGGAACUCUCAGCUUCAACCCCUUGACCGAUACCCUCAAAGAUAAGGACGGCAAGGAGUUCAAGCUGAAGGAACCCACCGGCAACGGUCUCCCCACUCGAGGAUAUGACCCGGGCCAAGACACUUACCAAGCACCGCCCGAGGACCGUUCCUCUGUCUCCGUCGCUGUGUCGCCGACCUCCGACCGUCUUCAGCUCCUCCAGCCGUUCGAGGCCUGGAACGGCAAGGACAUCGAGGAAGUGCCUGUCUUGAUCAAGACUGUCGGAAAGACUACAACUGACCACAUCUCGAUGGCCGGCCCGUGGUUGAAGUACCGUGGACACUUGGACAACAUCUCCAACAACAUGCUCAUCGGUGCCAUCAGCGCUGACAGCGGCGAGGCAAACAAGAUCAAGAACAACCUCACCGGCGAGUACGACGCUGUCCCGGCUGUCGCCCGUGAUUACAAGAAGAACGGCAUUCCGUGGGUUGUCGUCGGUGACUGGAACUACGGCGAGGGAUCUUCCCGUGAGCACGCCGCCCUUGAGCCCAGGCACUUGGGAGGUAUCGCCAUCAUCACCCGAUCCUUCGCUCGUAUCCACGAGACCAACUUGAAGAAGCAGGGUAUGCUUCCCUUGACCUUCAGCGACCCCGCCGACUACGAGAAGAUUGGCCCCAACGAUAAGGUCACCAUCAAGGCCACCGAGCUCGCCACUGGCAAGCCCAUCACCCUCGUCGUCCACCCCGUCGAUGGCAGCAAGUCCUUCGACAUCAAGUUGUCGCACACCUUCAACGACAGCCAGAUCGAGUGGUUCAAGAACGGUAGUGCGCUCAACACCAUGGCCAAGAAGUCUGCGAACUAAACGCAUCACGACGAGGCUAUGGAAUACGACACGCGAAUGGAGAUGUACAUACUGAGUUGAGGACGGCCGGGAUACACCGAUGAUGGAGACGGAUGAAGUCACGACGUCUGGGGAAGAAGAAAUUUGGAGUGUGAUGGGUGGCCACGAACAUGCAAUGUGCUGGUGGCAGAGCUUUUGAUAUCAUACCGGCUCGGCAAGGUCGGGUCUGGACUGUACUUUUUAUGGUGUUUAGCAUGCUAUCAUGGGAAUUCAUUUGCGG
Molecule: messenger RNA, 2880 nt
Organism: Paraphaeosphaeria sporulosa
Lineage: Eukaryota; Fungi; Ascomycota; Dothideomycetes; Pleosporales; Didymosphaeriaceae
Product: aconitate hydratase
Exons: 6
Coding region: 276-2621 (781 amino acids)
Biological process (GO): tricarboxylic acid cycle
Cellular component (GO): cytosol; mitochondrion
Molecular function (GO): 4 iron, 4 sulfur cluster binding; aconitate hydratase activity
Source: RefSeq, a predicted model, not a curated record